AGAGAUUCCACAGAGUCUGGAUCCAACAAAGUCCAGGUCCUACAGAACACAGCCCCAAAGAAUACAGGUCCACAGAAGUAUUCAUUGCUUGACUGUCCUGGAAGUCAGACAUGGAGGAAGACAGUAAGAGUCAUGUGACAGCUGGGGUUAACCUUCCAAUGGAAGAAAGCAAAAAGAAUGAACAGCCAAUGAAGGGGCAAGCGGCUGGGUCAGACAUGAUCUACACCAUCGAAGACAUCCCACCGUGGUACCUGAGUAUACUCCUGGGACUACAGCAUUACCUGACCUGUUUUAGUGGCACUGUGGCAGUGCCCUUUCUCCUCGCCGAGGCCAUGUGUGUCGGGCAAGACCAGAACACCAUCAGUCAGCUCAUCGGAACCAUUUUCACCACUGUCGGUAUCACAACCCUGAUCCAGACCACUCUGGGAGUCAGACUACCUCUUUUUCAGGCAAGUGCAUUUGCCUUCCUGAUCCCUGCUCAGGCCAUCCUCAGUCUUGACCGCUGGAAGUGUCCCAGUGAGGAGGAGGUUUAUGGGAACUGGAGUCUUCCACUGAACACAGCACACAUUUGGCAGCCCCGCAUCAGAGAGAUCCAGGGGGCCAUCAUUGUGUCCAGUACUGUGGAGUUGGUUGUCGGUCUGUGUGGGUUGCCAGGUCUGUUGCUUGAGUUCAUCGGCCCGCUCACCAUCACUCCGACUGUCUCUCUGAUUGGACUCUCCGUGUUCACCACAGCUGGGGACAGAGCCGGGUCCCACUGGGGGCUGUCCGCACUGUGUAUUCUGCUCAUCGUGCUGUUUGCUCAGUACCUGAGAUCAACAUCAAUUCCUGUUCCCAUGUACAGCAGGAAGAAGGGACUGACCACCACCCGGGUCCAGAUCUUCAAAAUGUUCAAUAUCAUCCUCGCCAUCAUGCUUGUUUGGCUCGUCUGCUAUGUUUUUCACUCUGACCAAUCUGUUGCCAAGCACCCUGACCGCUAUGGACACAAGGCCCGGACAGAUGCUCGCGGUGACAUCAUGACGUCUGCACCCUGGUUCAGAGUACCAUAUCCCUGCCAGUGGGGGUUGCCUGUGGUACAGUUGCUGGUGGUGUUGGGGAUGCUGAGUGCAACCAUGGCAGGCAUCGUGGAGUCGAUUGGUGAUUACUACGCUUGUGCUCGUCUCUCUGGAGCCACGCCCCCUCCAGUCCAUGCCAUCAACAGGGGAAUCUUCACUGAGGGACUCUGCUGUAUCAUCGCCGGACUUCUGGGCACAGGAAAUGGCUCCACCUCCUCCAGUCCAAAUAUAGGUGUCUUGGGCAUCACUAAGGUGGGCAGCAGGCGGGUGGUGCAGUACGGAGCAGGAAUCAUGUUCCUGUUGGGAUCAGUAGGAAAGUUCACGGCUCUGUUUGCUUCGCUGCCAGACCCGAUCCUCGGAGGAAUGUUCUGCACGCUGUUUGGUAUGAUCACAGCUGUCGGUCUGUCUAACCUUCAGCUGGUGGAUUUGAACUCGUCCAGAACUUUUGUUCUUGGGUUCUCGAUGUUCUUUGGCCUGACAUUGCCCGCAUACCUGGAUGCACACCCCAAAUCCAUCAAAACAGGGGUUUUAGAGUUGGAUCAGAUCCUGACGGUUCUUCUUUCCACUGAGAUGUUCGUUGGAGGGUUUUUGGCAUUCUGUCUUGACAACACAAUACCAGGGACCAGACAGGAGCGAGGUCUGGUGGAGUGGCGGUCUUCGUCCUCCUCCUCAUCCUCCUAUGAUCUUCCUCUGGGGAUGGGUUUGGUGAGGCGGACUCGCUGGCUCAGGCGAUUUCCAAUCAGCCCCUCUUUCACAGGUUAUCGGGCGACAGAGGAGGGGGAGGGGGGUGAAGAAGGGGAGGAGGCUACUGACGUCACCCAGUCCAGUACCAAGGUGUGACUAUGAUGUCAUCAGUGGGAAUCAAACCUGUGAAGUUAUUUUCCUGAGCUGUGUAUAGAUCCUGAAAAUGAUUGACAGUUGAUGCUGCGUUCACUGACCCUCAGAAAAGAAGCUGCUUCCUGAAGUGAAGGUUUAAACUCACAUUAAAAUCGAUUUUACACUAGCCGCAGCUCUUAUGAGUGAAAAUUUAAUUUGAUCAUUAGCAUUACUCCUAACAUGAACCCAAUGAUUUAAAUGAACACGAGGAAUUAUUACCACAUUAUUGCACCUUAAAGGUACAGUGUGUAGAGAUAGGAAUAUUUACUGAUAUCUCAUACAUACUACAUACUGUACCUUUAAAUACUACACACUGCACCUUUAAAUACUACACACUGCACCUUUAAAUACCAUAGCAACAACUCCACUGUAGAGGAGAGCUAUCCAUCCAGGUACUCUGGCCUGAACAUAUGGCUCCUCCCCCUUUUGGGUUAUAGCAGUCUGUCUUCACUGAGUGGUGGUGAAUAGAAACAUCUAGCUGUUUGUCAGUGUAACAGCCUGAAAUAAGAAAAGCGUCCUCUUCUGCUGAGAGCCCAAAUCUAACAUCCACUCAGGCAAACAGAUAUCAGGACUUUGUGAUCAGCCAUUAAUGAUGUGACAUUUACAAACAAUCAGAGUUAAAGGGUUUACAUGGGAGUCCUCGCCAUCCAUCCCACCAAUGACCACAUCCUGUGAGACUGGAGGUGUCAUAAACCCACAUCACAGAACUGUGAGCUGUAAAGUCACACAUCACCAGGAUGCCAUCAGUACACUGAUUCACGAACACGUGACCUGACAGGACAGGUCAGCUCUGAGAUGAGCUCACGUAAAGCAGAAACAAAAAUGAGAUGUGAGGAGGAAACUUUGACAAGAAUCAGGGACAGUCUGCAGCUGCUGCUGUUACAAAGUGCUGUGAACACAGCCUGACACCUGAACACUCAACUACAGUUUACCAAGUUCAUCCUCUGAGGACCACAGGGCUUCACUUCCCCGUCCUUUGAGGACCACAGAGCUUUACUUCUGAGGACCACACACUUCACUUCCCUGCCUUUCAGGACCACAGGGCUUCCUUGUCCUCUGAGGACCAUGCGGUAAACAUGUGACAUUAUCACAGACACCAUGACCUUCACAGAGGAUCCUGUUUCUGCUUUGUUAUAUUUUGACUUUGAACGGCGUAGAUCAAGAGUUUGACCUCUGUUACCAUGGAAACCUGACGAUGUUUUAACCCCACAGCAGACUGACUGCUAAAAUGCUCCAGAAACAGUCAAGUUGUUCUUUGUGUUUUUAUUUCUAAUGUCAAAAAUAAAAAGUUUUCAUUCAUGGCAUCAAAAAUAGAAACAAUUUUUAUUUGUAACAUCAACAAAUGAAGUGUUUUUAUCACAAAAGUGCAAACAGACAGUUUGUGACA
Molecule: messenger RNA, 3315 nt
Organism: Notolabrus celidotus (New Zealand spotty)
Lineage: Eukaryota; Metazoa; Chordata; Actinopteri; Labriformes; Labridae
Product: solute carrier family 23 member 1-like
Biological process (GO): transmembrane transport
Cellular component (GO): membrane
Molecular function (GO): transmembrane transporter activity
Source: RefSeq, a predicted model, not a curated record